GGUCCGAAUUCAAUUUCGAACGAAAAGCUCGAGCUAAAACUGGAGGCUUUGAAGACCGGUAAAUCCCGCUGCAAAACUCAAAUCGUCUGACGUGGCUAACACUUCUUUAUGAUGUGUUUAUACUGUUCACACCUCCUCGUCUAUUUGUCACAAUUAUUUUGAGAUUGUUGAAACAGGUUGUUUGAUAUGGCCUCAAAAUUUCCAGAGAAGUUUGCAGCAGGAAGAGGACGGGCAUUGCAAGCAAUGAAAUGCAUGCCACUGGAAGCAGAGAAAUUUGCUAGAAGGAAGAAAAUGCAAGAGCUAUUUAUCAAAGGUGAAGUAUCUCUCAGGGAAGAAAUCCCUGAAAGUCUACUACGUCUACAAACACCACACUCUAUUAAAAAAUCUGUGAAAAGAAAAACAUCAGAAGAUGGGAAGGCAUCAAAUAAUUCUAACAUGUCCAAGAAUAUGGAUGACAAGGCUUCCUCAAGAGAACCUGCUUUAUCAUCAACAGUGAAGCCUGAAAUAGGAAAUGGAAUUCAUCAUAAGGGAAAAGAUAUAUUGAAUUAUCAAGAUACUGUAAAAAGUGAUUCAGUUGCUGUUACAAGAAAAACUGAGGGUGCAAUAAGCAGUAACACAAGGCCAUUACGGAGGCCAGAGAAGGCAACAACUAAAUCAAUGAAUGCCAUUAAGUUUGAAGACAAAGAGUCUGUGCCCAUCUCUACAAAAAGCAAGAUUAGAUUGACACAAAAAAGCAAGAAAGAAAGUGGUGAUGACGAAGGUGCCAUUGGCCAUAAGGCUUGGCUUGAGUGGGAGAAAAAGGUUGUGGUUAAGGGUUCUUUGGAUGAUGAUGACCUGCAGGAGAUUGCCAUAGUGGAGGACAAUGAUGAUAUCAGUGAUGUCAUAGUCCACCAAUACAUUGAUGCCUUGCAUAAAAAUCAAAAGAAAAAAGGGCUUAAACAUAACAAUAAGAUCACUCCAAACCAGGUGCAACAGCUAAGUAAGCUCAAGUCAACUUCUAACGCCGACUGUGUGCGUGUAGCACCUGGCACAUUGCCUAACCCCCCUAAGGGAGAUGAUAGGUGGGGCGGAGUAGAACUGAAGUCCGUCAGCGCACCCUCAGGGUGGGGCAACCUGGAGAGUGAUGGGUUGAAUCGGUACAAUGACGGCUCGGCUUGUUGGUCAUCACAAAGUAACCCUUACGGUGGUGUCAGUUGGAGUAACUGUUCUUGAUGAAAUGAAUUAAGAUCUGAUUGUGACUCAAAGUUCUGACAAUGAAAUUGCCAGCAUUUUCUUGGUCAAGCACCAAAAUAUCUUAAAUAUUCUUUUUAAUUAAAAAAAAUCUGUCUUGCCUUUUCAAAGUUUUUUUUAUUAUUUUAUUGCCAAAGGACUUAUAAUAGACUUAUUGGCAGAUCAAGACUAUAAAAUGGAUGGAUAAUAAAAAAAACUUCAAAAUUCAAAUAAAUGGGGGUAGAUGGGCAACCAACCCCCUGGAUCUUCCCUUGACUGCUGUUAUACACUCCUUUUUUAAAGAAAUUUUAAAACUAACUCAUCUGUAUUUUAUUUUACAAUACAAUUUAAGGUAAUAUCUUAAUGGUUUUAUCUGUAUUUUUAGCUACAAAGUAGCAGAAUAAAGUCAUAGCAGGACA
Molecule: messenger RNA, 1628 nt
Organism: Nematostella vectensis (starlet sea anemone)
Lineage: Eukaryota; Metazoa; Cnidaria; Anthozoa; Actiniaria; Edwardsiidae
Exons: 4
Coding region: 187-1212 (341 amino acids)
Source: RefSeq, a predicted model, not a curated record